Molecule: messenger RNA, 1501 nt
Organism: Danio rerio (zebrafish)
Lineage: Eukaryota; Metazoa; Chordata; Actinopteri; Cypriniformes; Danionidae
Gene: crtap
Product: cartilage associated protein
Source: RefSeq, marked provisional
CCAUAAGCCACCAUGGCUUCCUCAUUCCAUUGCAUCCGAAUUGCAUUAUUAAUAAUCUCCUUUUCCGUUUGCGUCCUCGCGCAGUAUGAGAAAUAUAACUUUCGCAGUUUCCCACGACACGAGCUGAUGCCGCUGGACUCCGCGUACCGACAUGCGUUAGACCUGUACAGUGAGGAGAAGUGGAAGGAGAGCGUGGAGUUUCUGGAGGUCAGUCUGCGGCUCUACCGGCUGCUCCGGGACAGCGAGGCCUUCUGUAACCUCAACUGCAGCUCGGUCAGACUCGACGAUGAGACCCGUUUCAGCGACUUUCCCGAGCUGCAGGCCUUCGGUAAUGUGAUGAAGAGAGCUCAGUGUUUGAAGAGGUGCAAACAGGGGCUACCAGCCUUCAGACAGACCCUCCCCAGCCGGGACACCGUCGAUGAGUUUGAUAAACGGGAGCCAUACAAGUACCUGCAGUUCGCCUACUUCAAAAGUGAUAAUUUGGCCAAAGCGGUAUCCGCUGCACACACAUUCCUGCUGAAGCAUCCUGAUGAUGAGAUGAUGCAGAGAAACAUGAACUACUACAAGAGUUUACCAGGAGCUGAGGACCAUCUGAAAGACCUGGAGACCAAAUCAUACGAGAUGCUGUUCAUUCGGGCCGUGCGAGCGUAUAAUGGAGAUAAUUUCCGAACGUCGGUGUCAGAUAUGGAGCUGGCACUGAGAGACUUUUUUAAGGUAUACGAUGAAUGUAUCGCCGCAUCAGAAGGAUCCAGACAGAUUAAAGACUUUAAAGACUUUUACCCGUCCAUCGCAGAUCAUUACUCGGAGGUUCUGGAGAGGAAGGUUCGCUGUGAGAGCGAGCUUACGCCGGUUGUUGGAGGAUUUGUUGUUGAGAAAUUUGUGGCGACUAUGUAUCACUACCUGCAGUUUGCCUAUUAUAAAUUGAAUGACCUGAAGAACGCAGUGCCGUGUGUGUCCAGCUACAUGCUCUUUGACCCCAGUGAUGAGGUGAUGAGGAAUAACGUGGAAUAUUAUCGCUUCCACAGAGAAAAAUUUGGCCUCGACGAUGAGGACUUCUUACCUAGAGCGGAAGCAGUGCGGUAUCAUAAUCAGACGACGCUACAAAUGCAGAUGCUGGAAUUCGCCAAACAGAAGUUCAUGCCAGAUGAUGAGGGUGAAGUUGUAGAGUUUCUUGAUGAAUAUCUGGAUGCUGGGGAUGAAUAACUGAUUGUGUGAGUUUGAAAUAAAUGUGAAAAAGACCAGAAAGGUAUUCCUCGUCCUGUAGUGUUGUUGCUGUUGUAUUUAUUUAGGGUUUGGUGAUUGGAAUUGUUGAUAUUUUUAGUUUUUACUCAUUAUUUUAAAAAACGUCCUAGCACAGCACAGUCUAAACUCGUGCACCACAAGCCAAAAGAUAAUAUAUCUGAAUCUCAGUCCCUGUCAACUUACUGUAUCUCAGAGAAAACAAUGUUCUGUGUUUUUAUUUUCUCAGAUUGCUUUAAUAAAGACUUGAAUACAGUAAAAA